Molecule: messenger RNA, 937 nt
Organism: Macrobrachium nipponense
Lineage: Eukaryota; Metazoa; Arthropoda; Malacostraca; Decapoda; Palaemonidae
Exons: 5
Coding region: 46-348 (100 amino acids)
Source: RefSeq, a predicted model, not a curated record
GCGGAGAAGCUGGCAUGACAGAUGAAGAAGCAAACAGUAUGAUCAAUGAUUCGGAGGACACCAGCGUUGCAGCCCGACUGGGGACCAGCAAGAAGGCCGGAAGAAAGCGGUGAGAGUCAAGAGUCGCGGAGGUCCUUCCUUCGCCUUCCUCAGCAUCAGGGACUCUUCAUAUCACGGGACGACUGGAGGUUACACACCGGACGCCAGUAUUACGUCCCAGUGACUAAGAAGACGCUCAUCAACCUGGGUUUCGUCAGACAGGUGAUCUACGGUAGCCUAGCGGAGGAAAAGAGCAGGACUGUUCUCAUUAAUGGAGCCUUGGAAGAAAGCAGCAGGCUAUUUCGUUGAUCUCUUUGAGAAAGUCGACCACGACCCCGUCACCUCACUCAUCACCACGAGCAGGAGGGUCUUCGAGCAGAUUCUCGUACAGCUGACACCUCCCGAUGGCGACAGUGAAUAAACUGAAAAUGCAUGUGAUGGUACCAGCUAAAGUGAUGAUAAUCUCCCAUAGUUAUCACUAGUCCUACAAAUUCUGCUUAACAGAGAAUGUGAUACAAGAAUAAUCAAUUCCGUUGCAUUACAUGCAAGGAAUCGAACAUCCAACUUUCAUCAAUUGUUGAAAGGGCGAUGGUAACUUCAUAUAAAACAGUCAAGUAAUUUGAUUGGUUUUUCGUUUUAAACUGUUUAGGACCAUCAUUGUCAUCGACGUCAAAAAUUAAUUAUUUGCUUAUUUACUGUACAAGAGAAAAAAACAAUCCUGAUAAAAAUAUUUAACUAAUGAUGAACGACGAUCAUAUUGUGCAGAUGUGUGUUUGUUCUUGUAUAUACUGAAUAGCGUCUAGUCUGCCAUAAGAAAGUUUUGAUGCAUUUUCAGGAAACGAAUAUAUCAUGAUCAGGUUUUGGUUGGCUUGAACAAAACUUACAAUUUUAUCUUGAU